This is a messenger RNA of Papilio machaon (common yellow swallowtail), 2156 nucleotides long. RefSeq lists its product as uncharacterized. Bases 75 to 899 code for a protein of 274 amino acids. The record is from RefSeq and is a predicted model, not a curated record. NCBI's taxonomy places the organism in Eukaryota, Metazoa, Arthropoda, Insecta, Lepidoptera, Papilionidae. The transcript has 3 exons.
UUUCGAACGAACACAAAGGGGUCCACGUUGGCGUUGGACGGUUGUUUUGAAAUCAACACGUGCACGCAACGAACAUGGAGGACGACACUGCGUGGAGUGAGGAAAAGGCAUUUUGUUUGAUAGAUGCGUACAGAGUUCGUGAAAUUUUGUGGAACCCGCAAAAUGAAAACUAUUUUAAGAAAAAUCUUAAGCAAGAUGCGUGGUCGGAAAUCGCAAAGUUGAUGUCAAUGACUGUAGAAAAAUGCAACAGCAAAGUUGUUUGUCUUCUCUCUUCAUACCGCCGCGAAAAGCUGAAGGAAAAAAAAUCAAAGGGGACAGGAAAAGAUGCCUCGGAAACAUACAUAAGUCGAUGGUUUGCCUAUGAUGCUUUGAAGUUCUUAGACGACAGGAACACACCGAGAAAGAGAAAAAAUACGGAGUCACUUCAUCGCUCGGACUUGGAAAACACUGCCGACCAAAAUGUGUUCACCCCUCCAGUACUACCAAAUGAAUGUACUCCAAAGAGCGCUAAACAAACCAGGAGGGAUGACAAUGUGCUCUCAGAUGUGAUGGGAAUACUGAAAACAACAGCCAAUAAAUUGGACAAUUCGAUAGGUAUUCCUGAUACAACGAAAAGUUUCGCUUCCUUUAUAGGGGCUAAAAUGACUAGUUAUUCUCCACAAACUAGGACUUCGGUGGAACAUGCAAUUUUUGAAAUAAUUAUGAAAGCUGACAGGGGAUAUUACGAAUCGUGGCGUCAUCAAAAUAAUCGUCCCUCAAUAUCGGCCGGACCACCAUCGGGCACAAACGAAGCAGGACCCUAUGGCUAUACUACGGCAAGAAAUGAAGAUACUACUGACUAUCCAACCAUCCAGCCGCCCUUGUCGGCAUGUUCGCGAUGUGACCGCUGUUCUCGAUGAAGACCGGCUGCACUGUACUGCAAGUUCCUGAAAGGCCCACUGAUGUGUAUGACCUGUAGGUACUACGCAGCAGUGGGCCUUUCAGGAAAUUCGUCACUGACGCUGGAAUGUCUUUGGGCCGGGCCGGAAACUCGGUGUAGUAAUGAAAGUUCACACAGUGGAGUCGGCAUUUACACUCGAACACACACACACGCGUCGAGACUUGAUUUUGGAAAACUUUGAGACGAAUACCGGGGACUCUUUACUGAAUCCCUUUACGCUGCCACCAAAUGUUAUGAGCCUCAGGGGAUUUAGGUUUUUAAAAAAGAAAACUGAUUAAUUGGUUGAGACAGCCGUCUAGCUUGGAUGAUGGAAUGAGGGUCAAACACAAAAACGUAUGAAAAAGUGUUCAGGUUAAAUAAUUUCCAGAUGUACAUUAUUAGGGCGUGUUUAUUUUUUUAUUAUUUAAGAUUAUGUUGCCGGCAUACUAUAUUCAAUCUCAUUUUGAUUAUAAAAAUAAAAUAAUUAAUUUACUGCUUUCGUUCAUACCAAAAUGUCUCCUACUGUAGACUGUUCGGAUGCUUUGCACCUCAGUUUGAUAGUGUAAUGUCAUCUCUCGCGUCAAGACACGGCACGCGCGGCAACGAUUUGUAACAACCAACUUUAUUGCAGUUAGAUUAUUUUUUUGUUGAGUCUAAUUGAACCAGUAAAUAGUGGUUGUCUGUUAAUAUAUAGGUAUAUAUGUUUGUAUUUGAAGAAGUUGUUAUAAUCCGCUAUACAUUGGAUAACGAGGACGACUCAAGAAUUUUGAAACUUCAGUACAAGUUCGGAAGUUUAUAAAUUUUGUACAGUGUAACGUUGCGAUUUUUUUCGCAUCAUUUCUUUUACUUGAUUCGGUUUUUUUCUUCUCUUCGGUUUCCGAACGCACACAUCUGUCAAUUAUGUCAAUGUCGUAUAAAAGGGAGAUUGUCAAAAACAAUUGUCCGAAGAAGAGAAGUUAGAAAUUCUAUUGCACAAUAUCAGACCAUUUUUUGCUGAAAAAUUAGCGUUACAUAGUUUCCAAACAGUUAGUGAAUUAAAGGAUGUGUGUCGUAAGUUAGAAUCAGCACGGUUUAAGAAAAGUUUGUUCACCGAACCACCUUCUACUUCUGACUUGAACCCAGAUUUAGUUUAUAAGGGAAAGUGCAAUGCAUCAGUUGAUGCUGUGGAACAAUAUAGGCCUCAGGGUAGGAAGUUUGCGAACAGCCAUCCAAAUGACCACAGUAGGCAGUUCAGGUC